Lytechinus pictus (painted urchin) is the source of this 5411-nucleotide messenger RNA. RefSeq lists its product as uncharacterized. The record is from RefSeq and is a predicted model, not a curated record. Bases 109 to 2151 code for a protein of 680 amino acids. NCBI's taxonomy places the organism in Eukaryota, Metazoa, Echinodermata, Echinoidea, Temnopleuroida, Toxopneustidae. The transcript is spliced from 10 exons.
ACAUGAUGCACGUUGAUAGAUUUUAUCACGUGAUGUGCUGUCAGCAGCAGCUGUUAAUGUUGAGAAACUAACGUUCACUUCCAGAUCAAGUAAAUUCCAUUUGAAAUCAUGGAGCUCCUGGACUUUUCCUUUGCUUUCAUAUUACUAAUCAAUGCACCAUCCCUUUGUUUAGGAUCAAUAAGUUCAUUACGACUAUGUGUCGUUGAAAAUAUGGUGGGAACCAAUCGAGGGAUGCUUGCUUUCCGAACUGUUGUUUCUAAUCCGGUGUCUGUGCAUGUGAGCUACGGGAAUUCAGAGUCUUCCUCAGCCCGAUGGAGCCCGUGGAAUACACUUGGCGCGCCGCUAGCAAGCCCCCCGCUGUCCAAUCCGGUGUGUGUACAUACGGAAUUGAAUCAAACUCAGAUCUUUGUGCAAGCCUCCAACGGACAGGUAUAUAGUGCAGUGCAAGAUGCCAGAUCAUUCUUAAAGUUUUCUGCCUGGAAGAAGAUCGGUUCAAACACAAUCCCAGUCACCCCAUCAAAGCGAUCAGUUCUUGUUGAUUCCAUAUCGGCACACUGGUACGGCAAGGAGCUGAUGGUGUUCGCUCGUUCAAUCAGCUCCAAUGAAUCACAGUUAUAUUGGUGUAAAGGUAAUGCAACCAGCUUUGGUCAGUGGAGUCGUCUCGGCGGUGGUAGCGCCAUCCUGGGAUCAGACGUGACCAUCAUAAAGAACCCUUACAGCACCAAGUACGAAGCUUUCAUGAUAUCUCCCAAUGGCGAGAUGCACAGGACAUGGCAACACGAUGCCAAGAGCUUCGCAGACUGGACAGCUAUGGACUUUGCGCCCACAUUCUCCACCGUUUCCAGACCUUCUGCUGAGGUGAUGGGCUACAGCAUCUUCAAUGGCAAACUGAUGAUCGGCGGGGUAGGCAAGGAUAAUUACAUCCACAGAUGCUCUCAAACUACCUGUGACGGAGUGGACAAUCCGUGGGGCUACUGUACGUGGGGAUACUGGUACAAAACUGGAGGGAAGAUCCCAUUCACCCAAGGAGGGGUGACUAACAAUUUUGCCAUGAGCAGGAAUGUACAUUUUGGUGUUGAGUUGUUUGGAGUUCAAGAGGAAAGUGGACAGUUAUGGCAGGCAUGGCAGCUGGACAGAGAUGCGUCCUGGAAUACCUGGAGUAAGGUCCCGCAGGACCUAGCGAGGGCAGCAUUUACCAACAACCCAUACAUCACCGUCAACAAGGGAGGCUGGUGGAUGGCUUACGGACUUAAUGCCACUGACCAGAUUGUAGUAAUGGAGCCAGCGCGAUCUCUCAACGUCACACCAGAGACUGUCGCCUGGGCCAAGAACCUGUCCGUUUCCUGGUCUGUGGCUGUGGACGAAGCCACCCACAUGGACUGGGUGGCUAUCUUUCCCUCUGGAGCAAACAAUGAUGAAUAUGUGGAUUACAGAUUUGUUCAAGGAGGCCUCAAUCCUGGUAAGAAUCCGGUAAGAGCUGGAACGGUAUCAAUGGCUUCAUAUCUACCCAAUGGAUCGUAUCAAGCCAGGUACCUUGUCAACAGGAAGUACGUCAGCAUCGUCGAAGAGUAUGUGACCUACUACAAUGAAUCCCAUGAUAGUGAAUUAUUGCAGCUGUACCAGGGCGUGUUCACUGGACUGGGUGUGUUCAACAAAGGGAUAGCAGAAUGCGUCAAUGAUAGCCUCCUCACUGUAGACAAGUUUCAAGCUGCUUUCGAUGCCUUUGAAAGUGCUGAGGUCUACGAAGGUCUUACACUCCUGGGAACAGCCUUACAAGACGUCGCCCUGACCCUGAGGCAAUGCGAGGAGAUCUACAUCGCAGAGCAGCUGGAGAAGUUCAUCAAGGACCUCGUGGAGUGCACGGAGACCGACUGCACCGACUUCGUCGUCGACGUCCUGGAGGAGAUCAUCAUCCUCUACGAGAACGAGUACGAAAUCUACGGCGAUAUCAAGGGCGCUACCAACAGCUUCAACCUCCUUGAGGCAUACCAGCAGGGAGGGUUGUGCAUCGGACGGCUGGUCAGGGCAUGUCUUGGGAUAGUGCCAUCAGGGAUGAUGGACGAUGACGGGAGAAGUGAUGCGAGGACAAACGGAAAACUCAGGUGGACUAAACUGGACAAGAGUAUGAAGGUAUCGGUAGUAAAUGUGUGAGGUUGUGGGUGCUUCGUACUGCUGGGGCAACAAAAUUUUUUAAAGAAAUUAAUAUUCAUACCCUGUUGCAUGAAAAUUGCUAUUGUUUUUUACCAUGGAGACAUAGCAACAAUAACAACACUCAAUAGCCAAUUAAACGAUUCUGUGGAAGUUAAUUUCAAAGUUACCAUCGAGAUAAUACAUAAUGAUUUCUGUGCAAUAGAGCAUAAUGUGAUUAUAUUAGAAUCAUUUGUUUAGGCUUCCACAUUCAUAUUUCUUUAUUUACUUGAUUCUUAAAGUCAGAAUGAAUUUGCACACAAUUAGCAUGAAAUAAAUAUAUAAUUUGAUGGGAAAAAGGAAAUCCAUAUAUAUACUAGUAGGUAUUUGUUUGCUUUGUAUUUUCUCAAGGUCUCUGCUUUAUUUUGCUCCAUUAUCAUGUUGUCCCAGUUAUGAAUUGCCACUUGCCGUCUAAUAAUAUUUACCAUAUAUGCUAUAUUACUUGUUAUUAUGUAAUCUUGAUGUAAACACUGUGGAGCACUAAAUGAUGAACUUUAGUGUAAUAUAUUGUAGGUACUCAUUAUAUGGAAUUACAAUAAAACAGUCAAUAAUGUAGCCAAAGCGAAAGAGUAUGCAAGUCAUGAGUUCAUGAUUUAAUUCUGUACAACAAUCCGCCCAUGUAUUUGUGGAUUCAGCAGUACGUAUUUACAUAUACAGUGUAGAUGUAUCUCUUGAAUUUCUCUUCGCCUUUUGCAUGUGAAGGCCAAGGCAAGGAUUGUCAUAUUCAAGCAUGCAUCAUACUGGUUGUGCUUGUUAUGGACCUCUCUACAAGAUAUUUUGGAAUUGGAGUGGCUUUAGCAAAUUUUCCACUUCUAAUUAUGUACUGAACCAUUUCAUAAAACAAAUGAUGCACAGAUAUAUACCCAUGUAAGUAUGUAUGAUGUCAGUGGUGAUGCAGGCUUCUUUGGUAUUUGAAACGUUAUACCCUUUGAAGUGCAUUGCAUCACCAAUGUCCACGUUCAUGUGAAAACACACCCUGACUCGCAAGAGUGCAUUAUUUGUAUACUCCCAUGAUGUGGCAUAUAUUUUUGCUAUUCAGGCUCUAAUCAUGUGUAGUAAUUAAUUUCAAUUGGACAUGAAGUAGUAAUCUUUUUUUUUCUUUUUGCACUUAAUAUCUUUUUGUUUCAUUCAUUCCAUUGCCUCAAAUGAUUAAAUCUUAAAUGGUCUUCCAGUACUUUAUACAUUCGGAGAUAAAAUGUUAAUUGAGGAAACUUAUUUUUAGUAAUCAAGCAUGAAUUACUAUUUGAUACUUUGUGUGUGAGAUUUUUGUGCUUAAUUGUUGAGAGAUGUGAAAAGGGUCUUCACUAUAGAAUUAUAUAGUAACUGAAAGAGCAAAGGUGUAAUGCUUGCAUGAAUUGUACAAGCAGAUAUGAGAUGAAUUUUACUACAUAAUUAUGUCUUUGGUGUAAGGUGUGCAUUUGAGGAUUGUAGGUGAUCAGUGGAAGCAGUACUAAUAUUUAUUUCUAAAAUUCUUCUUGAAAAUGUAGUCUUUGCUAAUUAGAGAUGUUUUAUAUCUUUAUGAUUGUUUUUUCUAUAAGUGUUAUUCAAGAAAUGAGCACACCCACCAUUUAAGAAAUUUGCAAACUUUUUUUAAAAAGCUUAUCUAGUAUUUUCUGUAUUAUGAGUAUGGCCUAGUUAUCUUUUGAACACUAUUGCAGGGCAUGAUUUUAGCCUGUGAGGAGAUACUGUAUCCAAAAUAAAAUCAUUGGAACUUUGGAAUGUUUUCUCUCAAUAUUAUCCAUACUUCAAGCAAGACUGGUCUAAGAAUAAUGCCCUUGGGCAUUGAGCUUGAAAUGAAACACACAUUCUGUACAUCAGCGCCUAGUUCUGUAGACUUAGUAAAUCCUCUCAACACCAACACUAUACAGUGUAGUUGUCCCAUUACAGAACCAGGCACCAAUACAGACUGUGUGUUUAAUUUCAAGCUCAACGCCCAAGGGCAUUAUCCUUACAUCAGUCUUGCUUUAAGUUUGAUGUUGUGGCUGGUGUGUGUUGAGCCUCAACACAAAGCCAAGCAUUCAACACUGUUCUUAAAAUAACCCAAUCUUUUAUCAGAGCAUCAUAAAGUGGUUUAAUCUGUACAUUUGCGAGCAUAAGUUGCUUAUUUCUUGAACUGAUUAAUAGUAGCCACAGGCCUUAACCACCUGCAAUAGUUGAUCAUACAGAUGUUUAAGCGAUGCAUAAGUAUUCUAGUCUAGCAUAGUAAAUGCAUGUGCAGUAUUGCAUGGUCUAAGGAAUAAUGAUUAAUUAAUAGUAAUGAUGAUAUUGUAUGGCUUUUCUUCAUUUGAUACCAGAAAUAUUCCACCUGUUAAAAAAGGGCAAUAUUGCACUCACGUUUAAUUUGUGCAAUAUUCACCCUAACUUGCAGAAUAUAAACUAGUUUCCCAUUCUGAGGCAUCCAAUAUGAUGUAAUUAUGUUUAUGAUACCAAAAUUGAUAAUUAUGGAUGUGGAUAGUUCAAAAUGGACCACAGAAAAUGGGGAAAGAAAAGGGGCAUGUAGUUGUCAGACCAUGCUGAAGAUUAGGAUUGUGCAAUAGUAUUUGAGGUUGAAGAUUGAAUACGUGUUAGGCUGAAAUAAGAAGAAAAUGGUACGUGACAUGAUGUGAAAAGGCAAAAAAUGAUAACUGGUGCGUGCGCAGUGAAAAUUGUAUGUACAUUUAAAGACUACCACACUGGGGGCGUCAUGUUUUUCAAUCUGAAGAACAUGGUUUCAAAUCCAAGCCAUGGUAUGUUUUCCUUCAGCAAGAAAUUUACUACUCUUGCAUAAGUGAUAUGCACUGCAUACAGUCAAGAUGAAACGGUUAGGGAAUUAGAAGAAAUGCUGAUUUAUGCAGUGGUUCUGGUAGUGGUGAUGAUUAUGAUAGUCACAUACUGUAUCUCAGUGACAUACAUACAAUGUAUAUAUUCAUUAUAUGAUUUCUGCUACAUAAAAUAAUGACAAUAAUGCAUGUUUAUUCUGAAGUUGUACUUAACAUGACGAAAAUUUACAGUAAAGAAACACUGGUGUUUCAUUGUUUUGUUAACAUGAUUAAUACAUUUAUCACUUGUUUUCAGCUAAAGGGUUGUUUUUCAGUAGGUUCUUGAUCGUUUUAUUAUCCCUAAGAAAAACCAGCAAACGUACUUAUUGAACAUUUCUGUGAUGGUAUGAAAAAUUACCUUACUGCAACAAAAGUCAAUGAAUUUGGUUGCAAUUUUUUUUCAAAUAAAUAUUUAUCAUUCUCAUA